GGGUGCAUUUUAUUCACCUGAUUUUUACUUAUUUGAACUUAUCCAAACUUAUUACUUGAACCUGAUCUAAACUUAUUUUUGAAAGCAAAUUUAGCAGUGUUCUUAUAUAAACAAAGCAAGGCCUUAAUACUCAGUAAAAUAUAGCAGUGUUUUUUUUUUAAAGUAAAUAUAGCAGUAUUCUUAUAUAAAAAGAAAAAGAGAAUUUCAAAAAAAAAAAAAAAAAAAAAACAAACUCAAAUAAUUUGUUAGUAGGUGGCAGGCACACAAAAUCAAACAAAUCCAUGACAAACUUCCCACAAAAUCUAGCACCGUUCUAACUUUUCAUUAAAAAAAAAAUUGUUAAUCAUAUUUCCUAAAAAAAUCGAACAAACCCCAAUUACGAAAUCAAAAGAUUGUCUUUGUGCUAAAAUUAGAUUUUGAUUGCUGUUUUCUGGUAUCAAAUUGCAAUUUAUUGGAGUAGAUUGUUUGGUAUCAUCUUGCCUGGAGUAGAUUGAAGAUAGAAGCUUGUGGAUUGAGGAAAAAACAAAGACAAAGUAUUAUAAUGGCAAACAUCAACAAAGAUUGGAUUGAUGCACCCCAAAGUGCCGAAGAAUAUAUCAAAGGUGUUGAGAAUUUUCUAGAUUUUGCAUUUCUAAAUUCAACCAUGGACACAGAGGAAGAUGACAAACCGGAAAUUUUAUGCCCAUGUAUGAAGUGUGUUUACAGAUUUUGGUUCCCAAAGGAGGAGAUUUUCAGUCACCUAAUUGCUAACAGAUUUAACAAGAGGUAUAAAGUGUGGAACUUUCAUGGCGAAGGAUUUACAACAGGGUCUUCUUCAAGGGAAGAUGGGCAUCAGUGUGAUAAUCAAAACACAUUAGACAAUAUGGACGAGAUGAUUAAUGAUAUUUUCAGAGAUUUUAUAGGAGGUUCAAGUUCCGAUGCAGAAGAACUUUGGAAGGGUCCAGAUGAGAGUGCUAAAAAGUUUUAUAAGUUGUUAGAGGAUGCACGGGAGGAAUUAUAUCCAGGCUGUAAAAAUUUUUCUGUGCUUUCAUACACAGUGCGACUCUAUCUACUUAAAUGUCUUAACGGGUGGAGCAAUUCUUCUUUUGAUAAGUUGAUGGAGCUUCAAUGUGAUGCCUUUCCAUUUGCAAAGCUUCCUACUUCUUUUCAUCAUGCUAAAAAAAUGGAGAAGAACCUUGGACUUAAUUACAAACGAAUUGAUGCGUGUCCUAAUGAUUGUAUGUUGUAUUGGAAAGAACGUGCAAAUGACAAGUCUUUCCAUGUUUGUAAAGCUUCUCGAUGGAAGUUAAAUGAGAAGCAAAAAGAGGAAGGUGCAUUGCCUGAUGAAGGAGUUCCUGCAAAAUUUCUGCGCUACUUUCCUCUGAAACCUCGUCUACAAAAGUUGUUUAUGUGCUCUAAGACGGCUGAACUCAUGACAUGGCAUGAAACUGAUCGCAAGAAAGAUGACAAAUUAAGGCACCCUGCUGAUGGACAAGCUUGGAAAGAUUUCGAUGCUGCACAUCCACAAUUUGCAAGUGAUUUUCGAAAUGUGAGGCUAGGUCUUACUACUGAUGGUUUCAACCCAUUGAGAACUAUGAGUGUGUCAUAUAGUAUUUGGCUUGUUGUUUUAUCCAUUUAUAAUUUGCCUCCGUGGUUAUAUAAUAAGUCCAAGUACAAUAUCACGCCUUUGAUUAUACCUGGUCCUCCUUCUCUAGGUUAUGAUAUUGAUGUUUACUUGCAACCAUUAAUCGAGGAAUUAAAGGAGUUAUGGGAAGUUGGAGUUGACACAUAUGAUGCUGUGAAAGAUGAAACAUUUUCUUUAAAGGCAUCCUUGUUGUGGACAAUUAGUGACUUCCCUGCAUAUGCAAUGUUGUCCGGAUGGAGCACCAAAGGAGAAUUUGCCUGCCCGAAUUGCAAUCAUAAGACUUGGUCCAAAUACCUGAAGUAUAGCGGGAAGAUGUGUUACAUGGGACAUCGUAGAUCUUUGAAAGAAAAUCAUCAUUGGCGUCGUAAUAAGAGAGCUUUUGAUGGUAAUGUAGAGACAAGGCCUCCUCCUCCUACUAGAUUCUCAGGUUCAGAGGUAUUAAAGGAUUUAGAAGGGUUUGAAAAUAAGUUUGGGAAAACUCAAAAGAAGGGUCGAAAGAAAUUUCCUUGGAAGAAGAAAUCAAUUUUCUUUGAGCUUCCAUAUUGGGAAACUAAUACCUUGCGUCAUAAUCUUAAUGUUAUGCACAUUGAGAAAAAUAUUUGUGACAGUGUGCUCGGUAAUUUGCUUGAUAUCCCAGGAAAGACUAAGGACCAUGUGGCAUCCCGCUUUGAUUUACAAGAUAUGGGUAUAAGAAAUGAACUCCAUCCAAAGAGAACAAAUAAUAGAGGGAAACGUUUAUACUCCAAAGCCUGUUUUUCUUUAUCUUCUAGUGAAAAAGCCUUGUUUUGCAGUGUGAUGAAAGGUGCUAAGUUUCCCGAUGGUUGUGCAUCAAACAUAUCCAGAUGUGUCCAAUCCAAUGAGAGGAAGAUUGCUGGUUACAAGAGCCAUGAUGCCCACUUUAUGCUUCAUUAUUUGCUCCAAGUUGUGCUAAAGAAUGUCUUGCCUAAGCAAGUAGCAUCGACUUUGAUUAGGCUAGGAUCCUUUUUCAGGGGUUUAUGUAGGAAAGUUCUAAAGCCUAAAGAUCUUGUUGAUCUUGAAUCUGAAAUCAUACAGAUACUUUGCCAACUUGAGAAGAUAUUCCCCCCAAGUUUCUUUGACAUAAUGAUCCACCUUUCACUUCAUCUUGUAGAGGAGGCAAGGCUUGGGGGCCUUGUUCAAGGUCGUUGGAUGUAUCCGAAAGAGCGGUAUUUAGGUAAAUUGAAGUCAUAUGUAAAAAAUAGAAGUCGACCCGAAGGUUCCAUUGUAGAGGCCUACUUGGAAGAAGAAUGCCUUAUUUUUUGUUCUCGGUAUCUUCACGAUGAUUUUAGUUCAAAGUUGAAUGGAGCACCUAGAAAUGAUGAUGAUACUGCAUCCAAUGAAGAUGGAAGCCUUUUUUCCUAAUUUUGGACGUCCUUAGGUGUAAAAAAGAAAAAUAAAGGCAAAAAGGUUUCUUUAGAUGAGGACACUUUGAUGAAAGCUCAUCGCUAUGUACUCUUUAAUUGUGAUGAAAUCAGUGAUUACAUAAGUGAACAUCAAGAUUUUGUAAAUCGUCAAAGAAGUCAAGGUAGACGGGUUAAGCGGAGUAGGUGGGCGAGAGCACAAGAGCACAGUCAUGAUAUUGGAGCAUUGUUCAAGGAUCGUGUACGAGAACAAAAUGUUUCCAAAGAAAUCAAGGCUUUAUCCCAAGGUCCUGACUAUACUGUGAGAAGUUUUAAAGGGUACCUUAUAAAUGGUAACAAAUUUCAUACAAUUGCACAUGAGUCAAAAAGAAACACUCAAUGUAGUGGAGUUAGUGUAACAUCUUCAAUGUCGAGUUUUGCAAGUUCUAGGGAUCAAAAUCCUGUUGUUGGGGAUGUAAAAUAUUAUGGAGUGGUGGAGGAUAUCAUUGAGUUAGAUUAUUCUGGUCAUUUUAAAGUGGUCUUGUUUCGCUGUAAAUGGUUUCAAGUGGAGCAAGAUGAGUUUGGGCUAACAUGUGUAAAUUUUAAAAGGUUAUGCUAUACUAAUGACCCUUUUGUGAUGGCUAAUCAAGUAAACCAAGUUUUUUAUGUGAAAGAUUCCAAAGAAAAGCAUUUGCAUUACGUUAUGGAAACUAUCCUCGGAGACUUCUUUGAUAUAAGUGAAGAAUCAAAUGGUGAUGUUGGAGUUUCUUAUUGGAAUGAAUUUGCUAGCGAUGGUGUUCUUUCAAGGGAAAUCGUUGAGGAUGAUUAUGAUGGUAGUUGGCUGAGAGAGGACUUGCCUGCCACUACUGUUGACGUUCCAGAAUACAUGUUGGAUAUGCGAGCAGAGCCUGAAAUUGAUGAUUCUGAUGAUGAAUUCGAGGACGAUACUCUAUGGGAUUUCAUGUAAGCAAGUGAAGAUGAAGCUUUGGAAAUAUGAUUGGUCCUUUCUAGUAUUCUUCUUUUAGUUACUUUGGAGUAAUAAAAGAACAGGGAUUUUAGCUUAAACAUUUUUGGUUUUGUUUGACUGCAAAAUUAUCUGUUUUAAUGACCAAAAGUUUGGUUUUUGUUUGGUUUUGCGAUUAAUUGAUAAUCUCUUGAAGCUUAAUUUGUUUUUUUUGGAUUAGAAUCAGCCAACUGCCCAAAUAUUAGACCAGCUUAUGAAUGUCGUGAAUCAUAUUAGUCAGCUUGGACUUUCAGAGAAGCGCUGAGUAUGAAAAACCAUAAGAAACUAGUCUUAUUUUAAUAAUCUAUUAUCCAGUUUUAUUUUGCAUUGUUGUUAUUUUGGUAAUAUAUUUGUGAUUGUGAUAUGUAUGAGUUUUGUAGAAUAUAUCAAUGUGAUUUGAUAAGCUUACGAAUAAUGGAGGAGAUAUUAAGAAUUUCCUAGCUGCCAGACAACCGCAGCAGCAGGCAGCUGCUAGCCCUACCGGCAGGCAGUCAGAGCCGUUAGCAGCUGGCAGCCUGCAUCUAGCAGCCUGCAGCUAUCAGCCACUAGUAGGCAGUAGCAAGCCGCCAGCCACUAGAUGCAGCUAGCCGCCACAAGCAGGAAGUCACCAGCGGGCAUGCAGUCGCAGACUGUAGGUUGCAACAGCAACUUAGGUAGUCGCUGUUUUUUUUUUUUAACUGCCAGAAGCAGGAAGCAGGCAGCAGCUAGCAGGUAGGAGCCACCAGCAGGCAGCAUCUGGCCGCCAGCCACAGGAUGCAGCUAGCCGCCACCAGCAGGAAGUCGCCAGCUGCAGCUAGCCGCUGGCAGCCGACAGUCGUAGUCACUAGCUUCAGGCAGCAGAGACUCGGCAUUUCCAUGUUAUUCGGGUUGAUGUGGAGAGGAUAUGAAGGCAAAUGCAGCUGUGUAGGAACACUGACUUGCUGAUCAUGCUUACCUAGCUCUCUAUGGGGAAGGAAAAUCACAUCCCAGAGUUGCUCCCUAUGCUCGCUUUUACAUUUGUUAACCUCACCUUGGGCUCCCUGUAUAUUGUGCUCCCCUCUAAGAGUUCUUUGUUGGGCACUCACUACCAUCAUCAAAGUUUUUAAUAGCAAUUGGGGGCAAGGGAUGUGAGGUCCUCUAUUUAUUUCGUUACAUUUCUUGCUCAUUACAGUUGUUGAGUACAGUUACGACUUACGAGGAGUCAAUUUGGUCAGGAUGGUGGUAAACGGCAAACUAGCAGACAAGUCACUUUAGAGAAAAGCUCCAGAAAGGGAAGAAAGAAA
This is a messenger RNA of Chenopodium quinoa (quinoa), 5247 nucleotides long. RefSeq lists its product as uncharacterized. The coding region runs from base 542 to 3004 and encodes 820 amino acids. The transcript is spliced from 8 exons. Lineage: Eukaryota; Viridiplantae; Streptophyta; Magnoliopsida; Caryophyllales; Amaranthaceae. The record is from RefSeq and is a predicted model, not a curated record.